Messenger RNA from Hevea brasiliensis (rubber tree), 2119 nucleotides. RefSeq names its product serine/threonine/tyrosine-protein kinase HT1. Gene Ontology annotation, biological process: protein phosphorylation. NCBI's taxonomy places the organism in Eukaryota, Viridiplantae, Streptophyta, Magnoliopsida, Malpighiales, Euphorbiaceae. Gene Ontology annotation, molecular function: protein kinase activity; ATP binding. Bases 893 to 1957 code for a protein of 354 amino acids. The record is from RefSeq and is a predicted model, not a curated record. The transcript is spliced from 3 exons.
AGGUUAUUGUGGGGCAAACGCCAAAUGGAAGUCGAAUACAAGGAAGAAAUGGAAGGAUAAAAUGAGAGGGGAUGGGCAGAGGUCACCAUCACGAGCCCCGAGUGUCCCCUCAGAAGUGGAUCUUCGCACGUUAUGAGUGUUACGGGAGAAAGAGUUUUCUUCUUUUCAAUUAAUUAAUUUUCGAGAGAGGGAAGUGCCAGCUCCUGGCAUAUGCUCUCUACUGCACACACCAGAAACAACAAUAACACCAACAGUAUUUACAACAACCCAACUGACUCUCUCUUCUCUUUCUCUCUUGUCUUCAACCUUCUCAAGUUAUUUUCUUUCUCCCUCUAGAAAUGGCUCUCUGAAAACCACUUCCUUAUUUUCUCACAACUUUUCAAAAAAAAUCAAAACCGGUGUUUUUUCUGCUUUAUUUUCAUCAACACGGUGGCUUUUUCUGCUCAUUCUGUUCUUUUUUUUUUGUCUCAUUUUAUGCUAAAGUUUUGGGAUUUGAUAAGGGUCUCUCUCUUUCUUCUCUUAUCCGAGGAAUGAGUUUUCUUUCUGGUGCAAAACUAGCGAACCUGUUAUUAUGAUUAUUUGAAAAAGCAGUUUUUUUUUUCAAAUUUGUUUUCAAGUACUGGAAUUCAAUUUAAAUGGUUGAUUAGAGCAUUUUCUUUGUGUGUUUUACUUCACUUCCAUUAAUCAACGUUUGAAUGCAUGAAUACUGAAUUUUUCGAAAUGUAGUUGGGGCAGAAAUAGUUUCAAUGCUUUCCAGUUCACUUUUUUCCUCGUCGGAUCACAUUUAAGUGGAGGUUUUAUUCUGAAUUUUGGGGCCCUUUGGUUUCCACAUUGAUUUCUAGAGGCUGAGAGAUCAAAUAUUUGAUGAUUUUGUUACGUUCGGUUCAGACCUAUGAAGAACUUUUACUGGUUUAAGCAAAUCUCCAACAAUGGCAGAUCAGGGAGGAGACUUUCUCUUGGAGAGUACAAGAGAGCAGUUUCGUGGUCCAAGUAUUUGGUAUCAUCUGGUGCAGAGAUUAAGGGAGAGGAAGAGGGAGAAUGGAGCGCAGAUAUGUCCCAAUUGUUUAUUGGUAACAAAUUUGCAUCCGGGAGGCAUAGUAGAAUUUAUAGAGGGAUUUAUGAGCAAAAAGACGUGGCCAUUAAGAUGAUAAGCCAGCCUGAAGAGGAUGAGGACUUGGCUGCUAUGCUUGAGAAGCAGUUUACUUCGGAGGUGGCUCUGCUUUUUCGGUUAAGCCAUCCUAACAUCGUUACUUUUGUUGCAGCUUGCAAAAAACCUCCCGUGUUUUGUAUAAUUACUGAGUAUUUGGCUGGAGGCUCAUUGAGAAAAUAUCUCCACCAGCAAGAGCCGUAUUCAGUUCCACUCAAACUUGUUCUGAAAUUAGCUCUUGACAUUGCACGGGGGAUGCAAUAUCUUCAUUCCCAAGGGGUACUUCAUAGGGAUCUCAAAUCAGAAAAUUUACUGCUCGGAGAAGAUAUGUGUGUUAAAGUAGCUGAUUUUGGCAUCUCAUGCUUGGAAUCUCAGUGUGGUAGUGCAAAGCGAUUUACAGGGACAUACCGGUGGAUGGCUCCUGAAAUGAUCAAAGAGAAACAUCACACAAAGAAGGUCGACGUUUAUAGUUUUGGCAUAGUGCUAUGGGAGCUUUUAACUGCAUUGACACCAUUUGACAGCAUGACCCCGGAACAAGCUGCAUUUGCAGUCUGCCAGAAGAAUGCGCGACCACCGUUACCCCCUGCAUGUCCAGUGGCAUUUAGUCAUCUUAUCAAUAGAUGCUGGUCAAGCAAUCCUUAUAAACGACCACAUUUUGAUGAGAUAGUUUCAAUUUUGGGAAGAUAUUCAGAGUCUAUUGAACAGGAUCCAGAAUUUUUCUCAAAUUACAAACCUUCCUCUGAACAAACUAUUCUGGGUUGCUUCCCAAAAUGGAUGGCUGGCAAUGGCUCUGCUUCUGUAAAAGACUAGUAUCUCUUCUUCAAUUAUGUGUGAUACUAAGUGUAUCAUAAUUGAUAGUUCUUUUCUUGUGUAUUAUGAUUAGGAGGCUAUAUGUGGCCAUUAUUUUUUUAUUUCCCUUUUUCUGUAAUCCUUUUGCAUCAAAUAUAUUUUCCAUUGAUGCUUUGAUGAUCA